UCAAUUUUGAAUAUGUUACGAAUUUGGUGAAAAUGUUGACGUGUUUCCCAACGAAGGAAUAAGCUUCUGCUUGAAUGCUGCGAAUCGUGUCAUUUCCAGAGAAAAACAAAAAGAGCCGCUUUUCUGCAAAUUAUAAACAAAAUACACAGAGCUACAUAGGGAACUCUAAAGUUAUGGGUCGUCUUGCUCCUAUCGUAUUUCUUCUGCUCAUGACCUUCUCAGUUAGCCCGGGUAAUGGGGAUUUGUUGAGGGUUGGACUGACGAAGAAGCCGGUGGAUCUGAAAACAGUACAAGCUGCAAGGCAAAGGGGUCAUUGCAAUGCAAUUAAGCAAAAACAUGGGUUGGGCGAGUCUAAUGGAGGCGAAUAUGUUCCUUUGAAGAAUUAUCUGGAUGCCCAGUAUUUUGGAGAAAUUGGAAUUGGUACUCCUCCUCAGAACUUCACAGUCAUCUUUGACACAGGAAGUUCCAACCUUUGGGUUCCUUCAACCAAGUGUCGCCUUUCGCUUGCUUGCUAUUUUCAUUCGAAGUACAAAUCAGGCCUGUCAAGUACUUUUCAAGUGAAUGGUACAACAUUUCAGAUCCAGUAUGGAAGUGGCGCGGUGGCUGGAUAUUUGAGCCAAGAUCAUGUGACCGCUGGGAACCUCGUGGUUAGAGACCAGGUUUUUGCUGAAGUCACACGAGAACCAGGUCUCACAUUCUUAUCUGCAAAGUUUGAUGGUAUUUUAGGGCUUGGCUUCCAGAAAAUCUCAGUAGGCAAUGUUGUACCAGUCUGGUAUAAUAUGGUUAACCAGGGCCUUGUAAAAGAGCAGGUCUUUUCAUUCUGGAUGAAUAGGAAAGCAGAUGAUAAAGAGGGAGGUGAGAUAGUCUUUGGAGGUGUUGAUCCAAAUCACUUCAAGGGUGAACAUGCAUAUGUUUCUGUCACACGUGAGGGUUAUUGGCAGUUUAACAUGGGAGACUUCCUCAUAGGUGGGGAAUCAACAGGUUUCUGUGCUGGAGGUUGUGCUGCUAUUGUAGAUUCUGGGACCUCUCUAUUGGCUGGUCCAUCGGUUAUUGUAGCACAGAUCAACCAGGCUAUUGGUGCUUCAGGGAUUCUUAACGAGGAAUGUAAAAGUGUGGUGUCCCAGUAUGGAGAUAUGAUAAUAGAGCUUUUGAUGGCACAGACAAACCCUCACAAGAUCUGCUCCAAAAUUGAGUUAUGCUCAUUUGAUGGUACCAGGGAUGUUAGUAUGGGAAUUGCUAGUGUUCUUGCAAAGGAUCAAGAUAAGGCAGAAUCAGCUAGUAGUGGCAUGUGUGUUGCGUGUGAGAUGGCAGUUGUGUGGAUACAGAAUAAACUAGCCAAGAAUAUCUCCAAGGAGCAAAUCAUGAACUAUAUUGAUCAGCUUUGUGACCAAAUGCCAAAUCCUAAUGGAGAGUCAGCUGUGGAUUGUAGUAAAAUAUCAACAAUGCCAACUGUAUCAUUUACAAUUGGUGAUACAAAUUUCGAUCUCACUCCUGAACAGUAUAUUCUCCAAGUUGGUGAGGGUUCUGCAGCUCAAUGCAUUAGUGGUUUCAUGGGACUAGAUGUCCCUCCUCCAAUGGGGCCAAUAUGGAUUCUAGGAGAUAUUUUCAUGGGUGUUUAUCAUACAGUCUUUGACUUUGGAAACAAGAGAGUGGGCUUUGCAGAAGCAACUUGAAUCACCGAAUUCAAGAAUCCUCACAAUGCUUUGUUACGCCAAUUUAAAUUAUUAACAGACUGUUAAUCUUGAUUCUUGAAAGAGAGCCAAGAGGGCACCUAUGCAUGACUUUUGAUAUAAGUGAUUUGCAAAUAUACAGAGUACAUAAAGUAGUAUAUAUUAUUUUAUAAUCGUAACCUGUGUGCACGGUAAUUGGUUUUGCAUCUUA
Messenger RNA from Cryptomeria japonica (Japanese cedar), 1881 nucleotides. Its product is annotated as cyprosin. The transcript is spliced from 14 exons. Bases 75 to 1673 code for a protein of 532 amino acids. Gene Ontology annotation, biological process: proteolysis; lipid metabolic process. Gene Ontology annotation, molecular function: aspartic-type endopeptidase activity. The record is from RefSeq and is a predicted model, not a curated record. Lineage: Eukaryota; Viridiplantae; Streptophyta; Pinopsida; Cupressales; Cupressaceae.